Lolium rigidum is the source of this 1524-nucleotide messenger RNA. RefSeq names its product fatty acid desaturase DES3-like. Gene Ontology annotation, biological process: lipid metabolic process. Bases 70 to 1224 code for a protein of 384 amino acids. The transcript has 8 exons. The record is from RefSeq and is a predicted model, not a curated record. Gene Ontology annotation, molecular function: oxidoreductase activity, acting on paired donors, with oxidation of a pair of donors resulting in the reduction of molecular oxygen to two molecules of water. Lineage: Eukaryota; Viridiplantae; Streptophyta; Magnoliopsida; Poales; Poaceae.
UCCCCGAAUCUCUCUCCCCUCCAUUGCCUCCCCCGACCACCCACGCAGAUCCAUCCACCAAUCCCAGCCAUGGCCGCGGCGGCAAUGAGGCAGCAGCAGGAGGCCAGCUGCAAGGCCACCGAGGACCGCCGCUCCGACUUCGACGCCGCCAAGCCGCCGCCUUUCCGCAUCGGCGACGUGCGCGCCGCCGUGCCCGCCCACUGCUGGCGCAAGAGCCCACUCCGCUCCCUCUCCUACGUCGCGCGCGACGUCGCCGUGGUGGCGGCGCUCGCCGCCGCCGCCUGGUGGGUCGACAGCACGGCCGUGUGGCCGCUCUACUGGGCCGUCCAGGGCACCAUGUUCUGGGCGCUCUUCGUCCUCGGCCACGACUGUGGUCACGGGAGCUUCUCCGACAGCGGCACGCUCAACAGCGUCGUCGGCCACCUGCUGCACACCUUCAUCCUCGUCCCAUACAAUGGCUGGAGGAUCAGCCACAGGACGCACCAUCAGAACCAUGGCCACAUCGAAAAGGACGAGUCAUGGCACCCGAUCACCGAGAGGCUGUACCAGAAACUGGAAGCGCGGACCAAGAAACUACGCUUCUCAGUACCAUUCCCGCUUCUGGCUUUCCCUGUCUACCUCUGGUACAGAAGCCCUGGCAAGACCGGCUCGCACUUCAACCCGAGCAGCGGUCUGUUUACUCCCAAGGAGAGGCUUGACGUGAUCAUCUCCACCACCUGCUGGUUCACGAUGAUCGGUCUGCUCAUCGGCAUGGCAUGCGUGUUCGGCCCGGUACCGGUUCUUAAGCUGUACGGGGUUCCAUAUGUUGUGUUUGUGAUGUGGCUUGAUUUGGUGACCUAUCUUCACCACCAUGGUCAUGAGGACCUUCCGUGGUACCGCGGCGAGGAAUGGAGCUACCUCCGUGGUGGUCUGACGACCGUGGACCGGGACUACGGGUGGAUCAACAACAUCCACCAUGACAUUGGCACCCAUGUCAUCCACCACCUCUUCCCCCAAAUACCUCACUACCACCUAGUAGAAGCGACCAAGGCGGCGAGCCCAGUAUUGGGUAGAUACUACCGGGUGCCUGAGAAGUCAGGUCCGCUGCCAGUUCAUCUUGCCAGCGUCCUCCUCAAGAGCUUAAGAGUUGAUCACUUCGUCAGUGACGUGGGAGAUGUCGUCUUCUACCAAACUGACCCCAGCUUGAGCGGCGACAACUGGACCGGAACUGACAAGCACAAGUGAUGAAAAGACUGAAACUGAAGUUACUACUGUUGAAGGAAGAAUGCCUGAUAGUGAUAUAUGAGAGAGAUAUCAUAGCCUGCUGAGAAUAAGUAGAAAUGGCUUCCUGCUGAAAUCAAAGCAUGGAGCUCUGCAACCAACAGGAAGCGUUGAUUGGUUCAUCACGAGAUUCAGAUCAUUGGUUAGGGUUAGCAUUCUCCAAUUGUGGUUGUAACUAGCAGAUGUUGUUUCAGUUUUUACAAGUUUUGCAUCUGGAACUAUGUAACAAAUUGAUUAAUCAUUAUCCAAAUUGAUAUUCUGGAA